Asparagus officinalis (garden asparagus) is the source of this 3369-nucleotide messenger RNA. Its product is annotated as GBF-interacting protein 1-like. The transcript has 10 exons. Lineage: Eukaryota; Viridiplantae; Streptophyta; Magnoliopsida; Asparagales; Asparagaceae. The record is from RefSeq and is a predicted model, not a curated record. Bases 149 to 2854 code for a protein of 901 amino acids.
AACUUUCUCUCUCCAGUGUUGCUUUCUUGUGCUUGUAUAUAUAAAACUAAUUCAAAACCCCCAAAAAUUCCCCCAUUUCGCCCUAAUUCUUAAAUUAUUACCCUUUUGCGCCCCCCCUCUCCUCUCUCUCUCUCUUCCCCUUCGCAAUAUGAGCGGGUCUUCUUCUUCUUCUUCUAGGGUUUCGAUCCCCAACAGCCUUCGCAAGACGAUCCAGAACUUGAAGGAGAUCGCCAAGAAUCACAGCGACGAUGAGAUUUACGCAAUGCUCAGGGAGUGCUCCAUGGAUCCCAACGAGACCGCUCAAAAACUCCUCCUCCAAGAUCCGUUUCAUGAGGUGAAAAGGAAGCGUGACAAGAAAAAAGAGAUCACCAAAGAACCAGUUGAUGCUAGGUGGAAGCCAGUAUCACAGGGGAGAGUGGGCCGGGGUGGUCGGGGGAACUAUUCAUCGCGUUAUACAUCUCAUGAUGCUGGUGGUGAAAGGAGCAUUGGCAAGGAAAAUGGAACACAACAGUCUACAGAUAAAGUCAUUACAUCUUCAUCCUUGCCCCCUUCGCAGGAUGUGGAAACCAAGUCAAGUGUUCACGCAUCAGGUUCUGAAUCUGGGCGUCCCGAUGGUCCUGCUAAAGAUGAGAACCCAGUUCCAGUGCAGGUGUCCACAUCCAAAAAUUCUAGUGUUGGUGAAGCCAGCUCACUCAAACGAACUUCCGCAGCCACAUUAACUAGUAAGAUUGGGAAACCAUCAAGAGUUGGUGCCAAAAGUCCUGUGCCUCUGCAUCAUGUGUCGGGUUCUGUCAAUCACUUUUUAUCAUCCCCAAAACAAGCAUCUGGUUCUGGAGUAUAUUCCUCACCUUCCGACCCUGUUCUAGUACCUUCUCUUGAUGCACGUGUCCCAGGCAGUGUGGGUACCAUCAAACGCGAAGUUGGAAGCCAGCGGAUAUCUGUUGAAGCAGCAGUUGACAAAGUUGUUUCUCGUGAUGUGUCUGGUUUGGAAUUUUCAUCCUUGACUGAAACAGAUUCAUCUGAAGUGAACAAUUCACAUGCACAUGAAAAAAUGCAAGGAAAAUCUCAAGAGUUUGAUGGGAACCAAUUUUUUGAUGUGUCUCAAUCUUCAAAUUCUUUAUCACACACUAGUUCUGCUGGUAGCAGACCUUCUUCUAAUUACAAUAAUCGAGCACAACAGUUAAGUGGUCCACAGAAAGCGGUUGGUCCUACGAAGGAGUGGAAACCGAAAUCAACAAACGUAAAACCUGCUCCAGUGGCUGGAAAAGUUGAAACUACUGCUAAGGAGCAUGCAUCACAGGAAGCUGUUGAACACUCACUGCCUGUAUCAAGCUCUUCAUUGGAUGAGCCUACUACAAAGCUACAAAACAAGUUCGGGGAGUUGCAGUUUUCAGACACUAAACAUGUUAUUAUCCCAAAUCAUCUGCGAGUUCCAGAAUCUGCAAGAACUGGGUUGAGUUUUGGAAGUUUUGAUCCAAAUUUUGGGAUAACAUCAAGUUUUGCAAAUGAUAUUGAAAGUGAGAAAGGCUCUGCUGAACUAUCUGACACAUCUCAGGAGAUUGUGGAGAAUGUUGAAGUGCAGACUUCAAGUGUUCAGAUCGUAUCACCAUCUGUUCAAGAAGUAGAGGUUGUUGACCGUUCCCAUUCACCAGAAAAGAUGCACGAAAACCUUGCUUCCAUUGGUGAUUAUCCCCAGCCGUCCACAGAGAUGCCCGAAAAUCUUACAUCUGAAGAGCCUGACAGUUCCUCUAGUACCCCUGCACCUCCAGAAUUCAAUCAAUCGAAAGCAGAAGCAGCUCCAAAUCUGGAGAGCUCUCAAUAUUCAGUUGUCCAUACUUCACCAACCUAUUCAAAUUUUGGACUGGUGCCACAAAUGCUUGGGAAUCAAUUUGCAGCCGUUGAAAGUUCCGAGUCUCAGCCACGGGACGCCAAUCACAUUCCAAGCUUUCUCGUUCAGCAACCAUUUGAUCCUGCUUCAAGCUAUUAUAAUUCAAUAUACAGACCUGCUGCUGAUGGCGAUGGCCGUUUCUCUCCCUUUUUUGCUCCUGCUCCUGCGGCUAAGUACAAUGGGAAUGUUGCAGUCUUACCUGCACAGACUGGCCAGACACCACAAGAGGGUGGGAAUUCUUUGGUUCUAUCAUCAACCGGUCCAGCACCUCUAGUUACAGCUGGCAUGAUGCAAACUUCUCUUGCUGUUAGUCAGCAGUCACUUCCUGUUUUUCGGCAGCCUCCUGGUGUACAUCUUCCUCAUUAUGCCCCUAAUUACCUUCCGUACAGUCAAUAUUUCUCGCCAUUCUACAUUCCAUCUCCAUCUAUGCACCCUUUCUUGAGUAAUGCCGCCUUUCCCCAGCAACCUCCAACAGGAAACAUAUAUCCGGCUCCAGGGGCUCCAGGAGCUGCUCCUGUUAAGUACUCCAUCUCUCAAUACAAGCCUGCAUCUAAUGCUGCGAAUCCAAGUCACAUUGGAGUGCCAACUGGAUAUGGAACAUACAAUCCUUCUGCUGUGACCAGUAGUAGCUCAACUGGCACUGAGGAUCUUGCUUCAUCCCAGUACAAAGAGAACAAUGUCUACGUUGCUGGGCAGCAGGGUGAGGGUUCUGUUUGGAUUCCUACACCAGGAAGAGACAUUCCAGCCAUGCAAGCUACUUCAUUCUACAAUCUCCCUACUCAGGGCCAACACUUAGCUUUCCCUGGAAUUUACCACCAUCCUGCUCAGGCUGUUGCAGCUGGCGCUGGCCAUCCAAUGCUCCAGCAGUCCCAGGCGAUGUCUGGAGCUGUCGAAAUGGUGGGCCCUCCUUCUGGAGUCUACCAACAGCCCCAGCGUACUCAGAUAAAUUGGGUCAAUAAUUAUUGAGCUUAGAGCUACUUCGUAUCAAAGAUCUUAGAGGCUAUAUUGUGUGGAUCUUGGCAUGAAGAGUAUGGAGGUUGGCCUGACAAGAGUGUAUAUAUUUAAGGGAUGGCCAGAAAGUUUAGAAGGGAAAGAUUCAGGAGACCCAUCUGUGACUUAUAAUUAACAAUUGAUAAGUUAGUUGAGGAGGUAUGCGCAGGUCCAUAGACUUUGUUUUGCUGCUGUUCCUUUUAUUUUGUGUUACUUUUUUCGCUAGCCAUCGUAAGUUAAUAUGGGUGGAAUUUUUUAUAUCUUUAACCGGUAAAUCUUCUUUCAUCCUUUUUGGUAGAGGUUCAUACAAAACUAUGGAAGGUAAUAUUUUAAGUUGGUGGGUUUUCAUGGUUUCCACUACCUUCCUUGUAAAGUGAAUUUUGAUAGUAAGAAUUGUAUUACAAACAAUUGUACUUUGGUGUAAUAGCAACAUCGGCUCAUUCUUCCCCUUCUCUUUAAUCUUUAUCAUAAUGGUGCAGAGGUUUCUUGAA